This is a messenger RNA of Plasmodium reichenowi, 2919 nucleotides long. RefSeq names its product small ribosomal subunit nuclear export protein, putative. The coding region runs from base 1 to 2919 and encodes 972 amino acids. The record is from RefSeq and is a predicted model, not a curated record. Gene Ontology annotation, biological process: ribosome biogenesis. Lineage: Eukaryota; Apicomplexa; Aconoidasida; Haemosporida; Plasmodiidae. Gene Ontology annotation, cellular component: nucleolus; Noc4p-Nop14p complex; small-subunit processome. The transcript has a single exon.
AUGGAAAAAAAAAAGAAACAUUCGUCAGGUGUUUCCUCGUCAAGAUCAUCAUCUGUGACAAACGAGAUAUGUUUGUUAUUUAAGUUAAUACAAGAAUCUGAUAAUAGGAAAUAUAUUAUAAGUAAAUUGACGGAACUUUUUUUAUUAAUAUAUAAAGAAAGGUUGAAGAGAAUGUUAUUAUAUUCUUCUUAUGGUGAAGAAGAAAGGAAUGAUAAUAAUAUAAAUAGUGAUAUAGAUAAUUUGGAUGAAAAAUUAAAAUAUAUUUUUCGAAAGGAUACAAUAAUUUUUGAUAUUCCAAGAAAACAAAAAGGAUAUAACAAAUAUGAUGAAUGGUUAGAUGUAUGUUUUGAGAAAUUUUUAAAUUUAUUAUUUCAGUUAUUAAAAAAUGAUGAUGAAAUAUUUGUUAAGAAAAGUCUCUCCAUAUUAUUUGGAUCUUUACAAUUUGAGUUAAAGAUAUUUGAAAAGUUGAUGAAAACAAAUUAUGAUAAUAAUAAUAAUAAUAAUAACAACAACUCUAAUAAUUUAUAUUUGAAUGAUAAUAUUAUAAAUGUAUAUGAUAAUAAUUUAAAUAAGUUAACUGACGAUGAGGGUGGAAAGAAAUACUUCCCUAUAAAAUUAUACAGACGAAUUAUUAUUGAACUUUUAAAUAUGGAGCACAUAAGUGUUAAUACUAUAAAACAUAUUUGUAAAAGCUAUAUAUGUUUUUACUAUGACCUUGAUUAUUUUUUCUUAUGUAUAUAUAAUAGUCUAUGUAAUGAAAAGAAAUAUGUAGAUUCGAAGAAAAAAAAGAAGGAUGACCAUAGUAAUGUUGAUACGAAUAAGAAAAAUAAUAACAUCAAUAAUAAUGAUGCUGUCAACCUAGAACCAACGAGAGAAAAGGAACAAAAUGAUUAUAAUUUUAAUUUUCCAAAGGAUAACCAUAAUAUCAAUCUAUUAAUUUUUAUUAUCCUAAUAAAUUCCAUUAAACCAUAUAAAAAAGUAUGUCUUAAUACAAAUGAGAAUAAAAAAAAAAAAAAAAUAUAUUUGAAAAAAUUUAAAAAACAUGAUUUGUUCAUAGAUGAUCAAGAGAAUGUAUCAAGAAAAAGAAAAAAAAUAUAUAACAAUAAUAAAAAUAACAACAACAACAAUAAUAAUAAUAAUAAUAAGAAUAAUUCACAAGUACAUAUCAAUAAUUACUAUAAAUUUUCAGAAAUCAAUGAUUCCCAUGUGAAUAAAAAUGAAGUAAAAAAAAAAAAAAAAAAUAUAUUUGAAAAUUAUAAUAGUGAUGAUAGUAGUAGUAUUAAACAUUUAUCUUCGAGUUCAGAUGAUGAAAAUAAAUCAGAUGAAGAAGAUUUUUUAAAGGAUGUCAAUUUAAUAAAUAAUAUUAAUAGUGAUAUGGAUUUUUCUGAUGAUAUGUUAUUAGAAAAUACCAAAGAAAAAAUUACGAAUAAAAUAAAAGAAAGAAAAAAUAAUUUCUUUAUAAAUAUACAAAUAGAUGAUAAAUUAUAUUGUAAUAUAUAUUCAAGUUGUUGGUUUUAUUUUAUAACAACACAUGUUCAUAUAUAUACAAUGAUAUUACAAUUAUUACAUUCUAUACCAGUAUAUGUAUUUCCAUAUACAAAUAAUCCAUAUUAUUUAAUUGACUUUUUUAAUAUUUCAUUUUAUAAAUCAUCAAACUUAUAUAUUUCCUUAGCUGCAUUGCCAGGUAUAUUUCAUAUUUUAACAGAAUUAAAUGUAGGUAAUGUGAUAAAUGAAAAUAAUUAUAGUAAUAUUAUAAAUAGUACAAAACUAGAAAACGAAAAGAAAGAUAAUUUAAUAAAUGAUGUGAUGAUAAAAGAGGAACAGAUAUCUGAUGAAGAGAAAAAAGAGAAAUUAAAUAUAUCACCAAACAAUAGUAAUAAUGAAAAUAUAAAAGAAGAAGAUUAUAAUAUAGAGGAUAAUAAAAGUGAUCAGAGUAAUAAUAAUACUAUAAGUCAUAAUGGUGAUGAUGAUGAUGAGGAGGAGGAGGAGGAUGAAGAUGCUACUAAAGAAAGUAAUAUUUUUAAUGAUGAAAACAAAUUAAAUAAUAAUAUGUAUACAGAUUAUUAUAAAAGAUUAUAUGAACUAAUAACACCUGCUAGUUUUUAUUAUGAUGAUACACACUUUUUAAAUAUUAUUCAUUUAUCCAUAAAAAAUAAAAUGAUACCUAUAUAUUAUAUUCUUUCCUUUUUAAAAAAAUUAUUACGUAUAGGAUGUCUAACUUCAUAUAAUAUAUCUAUUAAUAUUUUAAGUGUUGUAUAUGAUAUAUUAAAUUAUUUUAAAAAUGAAUUAUAUGAAGCUAUGUUUAUUUCAUCUUCUCUAUUUAUGAUUAUGGAUUUUAAGAAGGAUUCCUUUUGUUAUGAUAAUUUGUUAGAAAAUUUUGACAAAGAUAAAAUUAUGGGAAUGUUAAAAAUGAAUUCUUUAUUUUUAAAGGACACAUAUCGUCAAGAUGAAGAUGAUCCUCUUAUUAAAAAAACAAAAAACGAAAGUUCAUAUGAAUUUCAUAAUAAUAUUAAUCAUAUUGAAUGUAGUAAUAAAGGUCAUAUAAUUAUAAAUGACGAUGAAAAAAAAAAAAAAAAUUUGUUUAAUAUACAGGAGUGUAUCCCUGAAAAGUAUAAAAUAAAUAUGAAUAAAUUAAACAAGAAACAACUUUAUAUGGUUAAUCAUAUAUUUUAUGAAAUUAUUUUAAUAAAUAAUCAUAUAUGUGAUAAUUUAAAAUUUUAUUCAAAUGUUUACUAUUAUAAUUUUGGUAAAGAUAGUUCUUAUAAAUCACAUGACUUUUAUAAUGACCCAAGUAAAAUGAAUUGGUUAAAGGAAACUUCCCUUUUUUCAUCUUUAAAAAAUUUUUUGAGUUUUAAGAAAAAGCGCAAAACGGAAACAACACCGACAACGCAAAACAAAAUUGCCACCUUAUUCUUGUAA